UUUGACUACGUGAGAGAGUAGGGCCGGUCGGUGCAAAGCGGCCAAGCCCCACUGCCGCGGAGGAAAAGGGCAGUGUGAACAAGAAGGUGCAGCGUGGGCAGAGGAAAAGCAUGCGGCAACAGCCAACCCCACCGCACUGCUAGAUUGACGAAGCCAAGCAGAGGAGAGCGAAAGGCGUGCAUCAUCCAAGGAGGAAGAAAGGCUCACACCAUCCACCGCCGACGCGAGCAACGUUCCCUCCACUGCUACGCGACGCUGCUGCACCAGCACCACCGAAGCCGAAGGAGAGAGAUCGAUUAAUUAGUUUGGUUAGUUCCAUGCACAACACGGCAGCUUCGUUGUAGUUGCGCCCUCCCCUUCCUCCGACCUCCGUCUCCGUCUCCGCCUACCGGGCAGACAGCCUACCCGACACACAGUAAUAGAGCGCGGCAGAGUAAGUAAUACAUCAUUGCGGCCUUCCCUCCCACACGCGUGCACACCAGCGCAUAUUAACUCCACGCGCACGAUCACCGCGAGCACCAUUCACUCCUCCUCGACGCCACCGAACCAGCAGCCACGCCGCUAAGCGCACAGAGAGAGAGAGAGAGAGAGAGAGAGAGAGAGAGAGAGAGAGGAGAAGGGGCACGGCACGGCACGGCAGUAGAAUUCCGGCAAUGGAGCAGUACGAGGUGGUGGAGCAGAUCGGCAGGGGCGCCCAUGGCUCCGCCUACCUCGUCCUCCACAAGGCCGAGCGCAAGAGGUACGUGAUGAAGAAGAUCAGGCUGUCCAAGCAGAACGACAAGUUCCAGCGAACCGCCUACCAGGAGAUGUCUCUGAUGGCAAACCUCGGCAACCCGUACAUCGUCGAGUACAAGGACGGAUGGGUUGAUGAGGGGACCUCCGUGUGCAUUGUCACAAGCUACUGCGAAGGAGGUGACAUGGCCCAGAGGAUCAAGAAGGCGAGGGGCGUCCUAUUCUCUGAAGAGAGGGUCUGCCGGUGGUUCACGCAACUGCUCCUGGCCCUUGACUAUCUGCACUGCAAUCGCGUGCUCCACCGUGAUCUCAAGUGUUCCAACAUUUUGCUGACGAAGGAUAACAACAUCAGAGUUGGUGAUUUUGGGUUAGCAAAAUUGCUCAUGGAGGACCUUGCCUCAUCGGUCGUAGGAACCCCAAACUACAUGUGCCCAGAAAUACUAGCAGACAUACCUUAUGGAUACAAAUCUGAUAUAUGGUCACUUGGUUGCUGUAUGUUUGAGAUUUUAGCACACCGCUCUGCGUUCAAAGCUACAGAUAUGGCAGCAUUAGUUAACAAAAUAAACAGAUCUUCGAUAUCUCCGAUGCCCCCAAUAUACUCAUCAGCACUGAAGCAGAUAGUAAAGAGCAUGUUAAGGAAAAAUCCAGAACAUAGGCCCACUGCUGGGGAGCUGUUGCGGCACCCAUAUCUGCAACCAUAUCUUGCUGAAUCAUGCAGCUGUUCACCAAUCUAUCUUCCAGUAAAGCCCACCAAAAGUAACCUGGGAGACAAGCAGUCAAGGAAGCCAAGCAGUGGCAGAAAGCGAACCACCAAAGCCAAUGGAUCCAAUGAAGCAUUAGAAACUGCAGCAGAGCACACUGUGGAAAUAAGAGACAGCUCCACAAACUUUUCAGAUGUCUCAACUAUUGGUACCCAGGAAGCCUUCAUUCUGCAAGUUCCAGGGGAUCUUGAUUCCAGAAACAAAGAACAGCGGAACAGUGAUGUUUUACCAUUUCAACAUACAGAGGAGAACUUGAUGACGACAACUGAUCGACAGAUUGAUGAGACCAUAUGUCUUAAAGCUAUAAGAACCAGUACUGUAGCAACUGAGGCCCCAGUCACUAUUGCACAUCAAAAGCUUAAUGAGGCACCGAUGCCAAAUGAGGAAUUGACGAUUGGAGUAGUGCAAGAACAAAGGAAGGAUGUGAAAACACGCUCCUAUCAAGGAGCUAAGCCAGGCUUAUGUGACACAGAUAUGACAGAGGAAUCGUCACCGAUUAGCACGCUAAAAUUGGUACACACAGAUAGCGCACCUGCUGAGUGGGAUCAUCUGAACAUAGUUCAGCAGAGAGCUGAUGCUCUAGAGUCACUUCUCGAGCUCUGUGCCAAGCUCCUGGAGCAGGAGAGGCUAGAGGAGCUUGCAGGUGUUCUUCGACCAUUUGGCGAAGGAGCUGUGUCAUCUAGGGAGACAGCAAUAUGGCUGACCAAAAGCCUCAUGACUCCACCGAAGUUUGGAGGGUCACCAACAAAGCUUCUGUAACAUACAAAUUUGAGGACUUUGUCUGCGAGUUGAGUGCUAUUUCGAGAGUGUAUAUAGCUUCACCAAAAUUGAGAAUUCAUAUUUCUGCUUACUGAGGUUCGAGUUUUGUCUAUCUUGAUGUAUAUGGUUUGCAUGACUGUGGGCAUUGUGUGCGCUAACUAUUUAUUGGCUAUUUAUUGUACAAUUGCAUCUCCUGCC
Phragmites australis (common reed) is the source of this 2450-nucleotide messenger RNA. RefSeq names its product serine/threonine-protein kinase Nek6-like. Bases 654 to 2252 code for a protein of 532 amino acids. The transcript has 13 exons. Gene Ontology annotation, molecular function: protein kinase activity; ATP binding. The record is from RefSeq and is a predicted model, not a curated record. Gene Ontology annotation, biological process: protein phosphorylation. NCBI's taxonomy places the organism in Eukaryota, Viridiplantae, Streptophyta, Magnoliopsida, Poales, Poaceae.